Sesamum indicum (sesame) is the source of this 1128-nucleotide messenger RNA. RefSeq names its product methyl jasmonate esterase 1. Lineage: Eukaryota; Viridiplantae; Streptophyta; Magnoliopsida; Lamiales; Pedaliaceae. The record is from RefSeq and is a predicted model, not a curated record. Gene Ontology annotation, molecular function: methyl indole-3-acetate esterase activity; methyl salicylate esterase activity; methyl jasmonate esterase activity. Gene Ontology annotation, biological process: jasmonic acid metabolic process; salicylic acid metabolic process.
AUUCUAUCGUUUCCGUUUCAUGUUUCUCCAAGAAAACAAGGAUUUUUUUUGCUGAGACAUUUUCCUGACCCUCAAAUGAAAAACAGAGAAAACGAAAUUUGUAAAUGUCGGCCAAAUAAUAAAUGCAAAAUAAAGGCGGUGGGGGUUUUUGCCUAACAAGGACAAUGAAGGUUAGGUUUCAAUUAUGAAUACCAUUGAUGUGUUCAUUGUUGUGUCAAAAUCUCUAUGUAAUAAGUGGACCAGUGAUGAGACAGCAAUCAAAAUGGCCGAACAAUUAGGCGAUAAACAACAGCACUUUGUGUUGGUUCAUGGUGCAUGCCAUGGCGCAUGGUGCUGGUACAAAGUCAUGACGAAGCUGAGAUCGGAUGGCCACCGCGUAACUGCCCUCGACAUGGCGGCUGCUGGAGCUAAUCCUAAACGUGUGGAAGAGCUGACGUCCAUCUCUGAUUACUACCAGCCGCUGAUGGAGUUCAUGAUGGCUUUGGCCACGGAUGAGAAGGUGGUUCUUGUAGGCCACAGCAUGGGCGGAAUUUGCAUAUCACUUGCCAUGGAGAAGUUCCCAGAGAAAAUUGCUCUUGCUGUUUUUGCCACAGCUUUCAUGCCCGGUCCUGACUUCCCUGUCUCAACUGUUGUUGACGAGGUAAACAGGGAAAUCCACAGUACCAGAGACACAUUUGCCAACGGAGACGACAAACCUCCAACCUCCCUUCUCUUUGGUCCCAAGUACAUGGCCUCACAAUUAUAUCAACUUUCUCCUCCAGAGGAUUUGAGUCUUGCAACCUUGUUGGUGAGACCAGUAGGCUUAUUUGCUGAAUUGUAUUCGUCGACGGAAUUAGUUGCUGUGUCGAAAGAGAAGUACGGUUUGGUUCGACGUGCUUAUGUGGUGUGCGGACGAGAUAAUGUACUAAAGCAGGGUUUUCAGGAGUGGAUGAUUGAGAAUAGUCCAACCGAUGAGGUGGAGGUGAUCUCCAGUGCAGAUCACAUGGUUAUGUUUUCUAAAGCUCAAGAAUUAUGUGCCUGCUUGCUAGAUUUAGCCGUCAAAUAUUGUUGAAUGUUUGUUGAUUAAUAUAGUACCUCAGUUGAGAUCGAUGGGCUCGUUAUGAAUACUUGUUAUUGGUAUUGUUAUUA